AGAACUGUCGGGGAAUAUUAUGCGAUCCAGGAGCAAAUCGAGAUGGGGCAGAUGGCCAAAUUGUUUUAUUCUACAGUGUGGGUUAAGGUUUUUUACAUCGUACUUUGCGUAUACCUGUAUGGAGAUCUUGCCAUAUAUGAAGCGGCAGUUGCCAAAUCUAUGCGAGACAUAAUCUGCGACUACGUGCCAGAGAACUGCACCAAGGAACUGUUAGACUCCGACCCAUGUUUCAAGAAUCCAAGUCGAUCCCACAUGUCCAGAAUGGAAAUGUAUAGAAUCUGUACUUUCAGCUUUGUUGGGGUCAUGGGUCCCUUUGUCUUCUUCAAUCUCACGAAGACCAAAUACAUGCAGAUCUUGACUACCAUCACAAGGUGGCUCGCGAUGGGCACCAUGAUCACGUGGGCCAUAGUGCUCUUGGCGGAAGGGAAGAACCAGGGUCACCCCCCUGCGGCCGAUAUCACCAAGCUCCCUCAGUUGUUUGGGGUGUGCGUAUAUAGCUUUAUGUGUCACCAUUCCUUACCAGCACUCAUUACGCCAAUAAGUGAAAAGAAGUCUAUUUUGAAGCUGUUAGGUGCAGAUUACUUGUUGAUUCUUCUCUUCUACUUGCUGUUGGCAUUUACCGGGAUCUUCGCCUUUGCACACCUAAAUGACCUUUACACCCUGAACUUCCAGCCAGACAGGUGUAAAGACGUUCAUACUCCAAUGGCUAUUUACUGUCUUCAGGUGUUCCUUCUGCUGUUUCCGGUGUUCACCCUGAGCACCAACUUCCCCAUCAUAGCCAUCACUCUGCGGAAUAACCUCAAGGGUCUCUUUCUGAGGGAAACGAGGCGCUACUCCUUCUUCACCUCGCGAUGCCUCUUCCCGCUCCUGGCCAUCAUUCCGCCCACGAUCGUCGGCCUCGUCACCUCCAACGUGGAAUUCCUGGUGGGAAUCACGGGGGCCUACGCUGGCUCCAUCAUUCAGUAUGUUGUUCCUGCGACUUUGGUCCAUUAUGCGAGAAAGAUGACCCUAGAACACAUCGGCAUGGGGGUGAAGAACCCCUUUUCCUCUCCCCUUCAGCAUUACAUGUGGCUUAUUGCCAUAUGCUUGUGGGCAGGCGUGUGCCAAAUCUUCGUGACAUUGUAUUUGGUGGGGAAGGACUCGUAUUAGGUGUGUAAGGAAAGAUGACUUAUGUGCUUGUCGCACUGUAUAUAUCCAUUGUAUAUACUGUACAUACAAGUUUCAUAUUCUGCAAGAAAUACACAGUAUAGGAGUGAAUGUGUAUAGAUUUUCAGCAUUUUUAGAGAUAUUUUGUAUAGAUGAAUUGGGUAUUGCAAUAUUAUGUUAACCACAUAAUUAUGUGAAGAACCUUACAGUUUUUAGUCUUAUGGAUCCAAAAAUACGAAUUCAGUGAGAUGAAUUUCUUUUGUUUUAGAGGUGCGUUAAUCUGCUGUUGGUCAACUUUGCGAUUUAUUUUUUUUAGAUGAACUAUCAUCCAUUGUUUUUUGAUGGGGAAAUACAGCAAUGGGUAAUGUGCAUUGCCCAUUUGCCAGACCAAAGGAAGUUAAAAGAGGGAAAACAGUAAAGUAAUGAUCAUAUGUAUGAAACAUAUGUGGGAGAAAAAAAUAAUGUUUUUAUUUUCUUUUGACAACUUUGGCUCUAAUAGGGCCAGUCUUCCUAGCUUGGUAAAACUGUACUGCUUUUGUUAAGCCAUUUGGUUUUCAUGUAAAGUGUAACAUAUUGCAGAAUAAGAAUGAAAAUAUUAUUAUUAUGAUUGUUUUAUGAGUUGGUGGAUUCUGAAGAACGUAAGAGAAUAUUCCAUUUGAAAUUUAGAACUGUACAAGUAAAAUAUUAUUAUUAUGAUUGUUUUAUGAGUUGGUGGAUUCUGAAGAACAUAAGAGAAUAUUCCAUUUGAAAUUUAGAACUGUACAAGUAAAAAAAAAAUAAUGUGAUUUUUAAAAAUAAUGAAGAGAUAGAUAAUAAAUGCAUCAAACUGUAC
Messenger RNA from Penaeus indicus, 1978 nucleotides. RefSeq names its product transmembrane protein 104-like. The transcript is spliced from 8 exons. Lineage: Eukaryota; Metazoa; Arthropoda; Malacostraca; Decapoda; Penaeidae. The record is from RefSeq and is a predicted model, not a curated record. The annotation marks the transcript as partial.